AAGACAAUUGAUGAUAAUAGAGAGGGAUUGACAAAUACUUAGCAUGAGAGAAGAAACAUGGAAUGCUGCAGUUUUUUAACAUACUUUUCUCUCAUAUUUUGAUUUGUCAUAAUUGCAUUGCCAAACGAAGUAAUCACAUCACCUACAAUCUGUUGAUGAAUGAUUAUGAUGUGUUAAGUUUAGUUAGUCUUUAUCUUGGUCAGAUAUCAGUGUUAUCUUUCCUUUUCCCUCAGCCCAAAGAAAACUGGCACGACUUCUUCCUCCUGCCUAUGAUCCAGGAAAAGCGAAAGCAUCAUGAAGCGCUUCGUAGUCUUCGAGGUGGCUACAGAGCUGGUGUAGAGGCACCUAAGAAACCAAUGAAGAUCACGGGUGUUCCAUCAGGAGUAGCUCUAACACCUGGCAGUAGCAACCAGAGGAUACUCUGUGACAUUUCGCUUGGGUCAAAGGGCAAAGGUCGAAGCAUUGGAGAACGGGGAGACAUCCCUCAGGUCCCACCCUUGGGAAAGCAAGGUGUGACAGGCUAUGGUGCAUUACAGAUGACUUGGUCAAACAUGGUUCCACGAUACACUGCCCAAACACAGGAGGGGCACUGUGUAACCAUGGGAAGCAGGAGGCGUGACUUGUCUCUGGGGACGGCACAGAGAAAAGGAAAGGAUUGGACAAAAUAUGAAGCAAACAAGAAGAUCUGGCUGAGAACACAAAUGCUCUAUCCAUCACUUUUCGCUCUCCAGGAGAUAGAUUUCGUCAAAAGAAGACUGAGUGAACCUCACCCAACCAAGAAAGGUAAUGUGUUUCAGUGGGAGACACCGCUGCCUAUGGUUUCAUUUAAACCCACAGAGAGACAAGUUGAGGAGCCAAAGAAGCCAUGUCGUAUGUGUGAUCAGGAGCGGCAAAAAAUGGCGACCAGUCUCCCAUCCAUCAUCCAAUCAGAGAACAGGGAAGACGUCCCCAUCGUCCCUUGGAAUUCUAUCGCAUCGACCUGUGACCCCUGGACUCUACCGAAGAUUAAAAUCCACAAGAAGCAUGCGAGUGAUGGAGUAAAGACUGUGCAGCAGCAGCCACUGGCAGAGAUCACUGCCCAGUCAUAGUACAAGCCCCUGGAACCCUUCCUCUAUCAAGAUCAAUGAUGGUGUGUUUUCCUGCACCAAGCUCCAAGCACAAAAGGAUUGUGAAUCAAUACGACUGGAUGUCAACCAUAAAGGCAACAUCAUUGCAGCUGAUUACAGAACAAUACCAAGAGCUAUUAGGACUGGACAUUUAGCGCUAAUAGUUCGAAUUACUACAUAUGUAUUGUAAAAUAAUACUGCACCAAAUUAAUUCUCAAAGAUGAUGAUAGGAAGACUGAUUUGUAUUCACAUAGUGAUUUUAAUUUCAGAAUUUGGACUCAGCCAAAAUACUUAUCUCUGAGACAGUUUUCACAUCAUUGGAACACUCUGUGCUCUUGAUAUUCUUCUCUGAAAUAUUAGAAAUGCUAAAAUUUGAUGGCCACUCAUGAAAACCAAACUUCCAGAAUAAUGUAAGUUCCUUGUAUUUAUAUUACAUGAAUACAAUUAGAACAAUGUUUUUGCUUAAGUAGAGAAUAAUUUUUUUUUUAAAAUAGGGAAUUUGUUAGUGACAAAAUGAUUCUGUGAUGGGGGUUUAGUACAGACAUUUUCUUUGUGAAAAUACCUUGAAUCAUUGAAAACAGUUUCUUCAAUCUGUUCCCAUAAAAGAAUAUCUCUUAAAAUGCAACUCUACUUAGAAAUUAUAGUUGCUCCAAUUUGUGGAAAUUUAUGUGCAUGCACAAAGCUGUUUUUCUCAAUACUUGCUCAGUAAAUAUGACACAGAAACCCAAAAUAAAGUAGCAUAAUUGAUAUUGCA
This is a messenger RNA of Strongylocentrotus purpuratus (purple sea urchin), 1860 nucleotides long. RefSeq lists its product as uncharacterized. Lineage: Eukaryota; Metazoa; Echinodermata; Echinoidea; Camarodonta; Strongylocentrotidae. The coding region runs from base 63 to 1088 and encodes 341 amino acids. The transcript is spliced from 4 exons. The record is from RefSeq and is a predicted model, not a curated record.